AUGUUGCGCCGAAAGCCCACCGCCAUCACAGUUACAUCCGAAGAUAUCGCUGCCCUUGAACAGGCGAGACUUCGUCAACAGGAGGAGACCAAAAACCCUGAACAAGGAAAAGCAAACAACUCCACCAAAUAUGACCCGAGUGAUGAGUUGAAACCCCUUCCUGGGGAUAAGGCCCGAAUUGUUCGAUCUCGUGAAGAGAGAAUUGGAAUCGGCCGUCGAGGCUGA
Molecule: messenger RNA, 225 nt
Organism: Penicillium pulvis
Lineage: Eukaryota; Fungi; Ascomycota; Eurotiomycetes; Eurotiales; Aspergillaceae
Product: CDC26 family anaphase-promoting complex subunit
Exons: 1
Coding region: 1-225 (74 amino acids)
Biological process (GO): anaphase-promoting complex-dependent catabolic process
Cellular component (GO): anaphase-promoting complex
Source: RefSeq, a predicted model, not a curated record